Messenger RNA from Podarcis lilfordi (Lilford's wall lizard), 6297 nucleotides. The record is from the annotation of a GenBank genome assembly. NCBI's taxonomy places the organism in Eukaryota, Metazoa, Chordata, Lepidosauria, Squamata, Lacertidae.
CCCCCACCCAGGGGUGCUGCCUGCCGUCGCGCCAUCCGCGCGCCCCCCUCUCUCUCCGCGCCAGCCGAAGCUCUCCAUGCCCCCGCACGACUGAUCCGGCGCGCCUCGGAGCCGGGGGAGGGGGAGGCUGGACGGAGACCCCCCCGCAGCGCCACCUUUCUCCGCCGCCGCCCCCCCGAGCGAAGCCGGCCCUGCAGGACCUUGGACAGAAGACGCGCCGUCGGCCGAGGGAGCGCGCACUGCGGUGGGUACCAGCGGGAAGGGGGAGGCUGGGAUACAGGGCGCCAUCGCGAGCAUCCCUUCUCCCCCCUCCCUUUGAAGGGGAUGCAGCAAAAAACAUGGGGGGGGGGGGCGGAGGCAGCGUGUGUGUGUGUAUACACGCCAGGAUGGGUCGGAGGAAAACAUUGGCAGGAGGAAAGGUGUCUUCGGGAAAGAUGGGGCGGCAGGAUGAAUGGUUUAUUGUUGUUGUUUUAAAUUGCAUUUGUAUAGCACCGUUCCUCUGAAGAUGCCAGGGUGGGUCAGGAGAAAAUGAGAAUAAACCACACACACACACACGCAUCUGCUCAACGGCACAUGCAAGGCACAACCGUUUCCAGCCCCGCAGCUGCUUUGCAAAGGGUCAGCAUUCGCGACGCAGCAAGUUGCGCGUCUGUAAUUAUAUGAAAUGCAUGACUGAUGCCCGUAUAAUGUGCUCAGGCAGAGCUUCCCCAGGAGUGGGCAAAGUCUGUUGCUUUGGAGAGGCAUGUGCACCUCUGACAUCAUGCUGCUGACCAAACGGGCUCUGAUCUGGCCCACCGGAGGUGCUGCCGUGAUCCAUCCAACACACCAGCGAGAGGCUUUUGUUUUGUUUUUUUGCUGCAACGGGAUAAUAUGGCUACCUCUAGGGAACGCACAGGGUUUAGCACAUGGCUGCGUGUGCAGAGCUUGCGCAGGGGGUCGUACACAGGCUUUGGGUCUGCUGGAGUAGGGCAGGGUGUCAGGCCAUGUCGGUAAAAAUAAAAAAAGGCGGAGGGAGAGACCCAGCAGCCAAUGUGUAUCUGAGGUGGCCUUAAAGAUUUGGGAGGGGAGGGAAGAAAAAGAGAGGGAUGCAGUGGAAGCCAGAAAAUAAUGCCAGAAAAGGAUGGAUGGAGACAGGAAAGGGAGGGGUGAGAAGGGGUUUCUGCACCCUCAGGGAAAGGGUGGGGGGUGAGAUUCUGUGUGCUUGGGAGAAAAAAGGACCUCUGCUCUUGCUUAUCUGAACCGUUUUUCCUUUGGCAGGUCUGAACUGAAUCUGUAAGGCUGCGGCAUAGGGGUGCUUGAAGCAGAGACCGCUGCCCGUGCCCAGCCAGCAACCCCAAAGGUGGCAGGCUGACGCCCAGCCCCCCUGUUCCGUUCGCCUCCCUCCCUCCUCUGCUACUUGCGCCAUGGGUACCGUCUUGUCCCUUUCCCCCAGUUACCGGAAGGCGACCCUCUUUGAGGAUGGCUCGUCCACGGUGGGCCAUUACACGGCCGUGCAGAACAGCAAGAACGCCAAAGACAAGAGUCUCAAGCGUCACUCCAUCAUCUCGGUGCUGCCCUGGAAGCGGAUCGUGGCCGUGUCGGCCAAGAAGAAGAACUCCAAGAAGGUCCAGCCCAACAGCAGCUACCAGAACAACGUCACGCACCUCAACAACGAGAACCUGAAGAAGUCCCUCUCGUGUGCCAACCUCUCCACUUUUGCCCAGAACCAGGGCGCCCAGCCGCCGGCGCCCAACAGCCAGAUUUCCACCUCCAAGAGCAACCUGUCCUCCGUCAAGAAGACCCCCCACCCCAAUGCCAACUCCACCGGCACCCCCAAGAGGGUCAUUGUCCAAGCUUCGACCAGCGAGCUGCUUCGGUGCCUGGGCGAGUUCCUCUGCCGGCGAUGCUACCGUCUGAAGCACCUAUCGCCCACCGACCCGGUCCUCUGGCUUCGGAGCGUUGACCGGUCCCUGCUCCUCCAAGGCUGGCAAGACCAAGGCUUCAUCACCCCGGCCAACGUGGUGUUCCUGUACAUGCUUUGCCGGGACGUCAUCUCUUCCGAAGUGGCCACGGACCAUGAACUCCAAGCCGUCUUGCUCACCUGCCUCUAUCUCUCCUAUUCCUACAUGGGCAACGAGAUCUCCUACCCUCUCAAGCCCUUCCUGGUGGAGAGCUGCAAGGAGGCCUUUUGGGAUCGCUGCCUCUCCAUUAUUAACCUCAUGAGUCCCAAAAUGUUGCAGAUCAACGCCGACCCGCACUAUUUCACACAGGUCUUUGCCGACCUGAAGAACGAGAGCAGCCAGGAAGAGAAGAACAGGCUGCUCAUUGGCCUGGACCGGUGAGCUUUCGGGCUCCCUUGCCGCUGGGAUGAGGGGGGAACAUUUUUUCCUUCUUUUUAUGUUGUUUUUGUUUUUGAAACAAACCGGGACACAAAAGGUGGGCAUGGGCAAGGCUGAGAGAGGACACUUGAGCCUCCGUUCUUCGGCUUGGCUUUUUGGGAUCCAAAAAACAGACACAUUUCGAAAAGGAUAAGUGGUGAAUUCGGGCCUCGCCUGUCUGGUUUUCUGUGGCUUCCUCUCGCCCUUAAUGUCAACAAGGAGGGGGCGAGCAGGUGGGGCUUGGAGCCAAGCGCAACGCUGGCAAGACCACGGCGUCCCUUCGCCUCUUGGCUUUUGCCUCAGAGAUCCUCAGCCGGGGAGGGGAGAUCCAUCUUGUACUUCUUAAUUCCUCGCCGCGGAUUGCGGAGGUGGCGAAACAGCAUUUACUGUCCUCCAGACGAAAGCGGGAGCCAACCCAGCGCAUGUUGCAGAGCCUGGCGUUCUGGAAAAGGGAUCAAAGGACGGGAUCCACCUCCUCUUUUUCUUUCCACCAUCUUGCGCACUCGCCUGAGCGAAAUGACACCAAAACAGUAUUGGCCUCCGGAAAGGGACCCUUAUUGCAUGGAAACACGUGGUUACACCCUAGCAGAAGUGGGGAAGGAAAAGUCAGGCAGGCCCUUUGGCAUGUCUCCCCUCUCGCCGCCUUUCCCUGGGGGAGGCAGCCCCUUUGGUUUACAUCCGUGCCAAAGGGCAAAGGUGAGAUUUGGGGGGUCAUUUCCUGUGACAGUACCCAAAGGGGAAAAAAAGUCAAGGUAGCCAAUAUGGAAUGGGUGGCUGAGAUGGAACGGGCACUCACCUAGUAUUAAUUUUGCUGGCAAGUUAUUUAGGUGGACGUUUGAUACAUUUUGAGUUUUAUUUUUUAUUGCACAGUAUAUAAACUGGCUGCUUCAGAUCAGAGUGACUAUGAUUCUGUUGAGGCCUUCUGAGCAGCUGGAAUAAUGGUCCCUUUUCAAGAUAAACCUUUCAGGAAAAUGUAAGGCUGGUGCCAGUCGCUUUGUUGUCCAGAUGAUUCGGUGCUGAACCCCGAUAUACACCUGAUAUUCUUUGUUACAGAUUCCUCCCACCCCAUCCUGAAAUGGAAAAUUCCUUGGCAUUUAUUUAGCCAGCCAACCAUCUUAAUAUUUUAUGAGGGGUGGGGCGGAGGGAACGUACCAAGCGGGGAAAGAAUGAUGACUAUGUAAUAAUAAAGAGAUCCAUAGCAAACACUACAAUUUCAGGAACAGAUUGUGACUAAAGAAGCUUGGGAAUAUAAAACUGAAGCAUAUACAGAAUAGACACACAUUUAGUAUAUUCUGAGAUUUAUAUUGCUUUUUUAGUCUCUAAAAAAAAGCAUGCUGGCACCUAAUAUUUUUUCAGUAUCCCUUCCCCCCACAUUUCUGGCACUGAAACAUUUGAUGUAGUCCUCUAAAAAAAAUUAUUCCGGUGCUUAGGAAUUUAAUUUAUUUUGCUUAGCCCUCUGGUUCUCAAAAAGGAAGAGGUUAAAAAAUCUUUCUGAUCAGCAAGCUUCAGGGAUGGUAAAUGUAUAUAGAGAAGAGUGGGGGGUGGGGGUGGGGGCGGUUGGGGAGGGAGGGAGUGCAACAACACCGAAAUAUACACUGAAUUUUGCUCAGUUAAUGACAUGCCGAAUUAAAUGCCAAUAGUCCCGGGUCUAGGAUUCUGCUGAAGAUGUGAACUUCCUUUACAAUGGAGGUCAUCUUCUCUGUAUUUAAGUUCCCGUGGGACAACAGAGGGGACAAAGACGCUCAGACACUGUCGGGUGUUGAGGUAGCUAUUGGACAAAAGGCCAAGUUCAAAGCGUUCUGGGCUCCAUCUCUGAUCCUGGUGUUAUGGAUGCUGGCAUUCUGGCAGAAGGAAGGCUUGUCUUGUACUUAACGGUUGUUGAAUAGGGUAGCUUGCAAUUAACUUCAAAGCAGCAGAGCACUAUUUAAAUUAAAGAAAAUAAUAAUGUAAGAGGAACAGGAAAAAAAAGCUGUGAAAUUUCAAAAGGAAAAAAAAAGGUCUGAGCUGAGAGGCUUUGAGGUAGACAGGAGCUGAGAUUUUGUGAAUAUGAAACGGCUGCUGGGUUUGCUAAGCAGGUCCUGCCAUCGCCUCCGAAAGCUAGGCCGAAAUCUGAGCCAUUCAAAAGCGAGACACUGACUGUUAAGCGUAUGUUUUGGGUUCAUAGCGGGAAGGAGAGCCUUAGAGUCGCGAGGGAGGGCUUUGGGUCCUUCGCAGUGAAUGGGGAAUCGGGGGGUGUACAGAUCUCCAUUGCAUGACCAUUUUUGCUGCUCUAAAAUGGAUGGCACAUAUUUCAUUUCAGUCCCCCCCUCAUCAUCAACUUGGGCGUUCCUUGCUCAGCUUCUUCGCUGGCACCUGGAACACCUUGAAGACUAAAUUCUAGCCUGUCUCUGGAUAAGUAAUUCUCCUAAACAACCCCCUUCUUCAUAUGCUUUCCUUCUUUUCUAUUUAAUAUAAAAGGGAAAUUAUAGUUCUUUAAUCAACAUGGUUCUGGAAGGUUGCGGCUGCAGUCCUAUGCAUGCUUACCUGGGAGAAAGCCCCAGUGAACAAAGCAAGGCUUACUCCAAAGUAAGCAAACCAUGGGUUGCAUUGCAGAGGGAGCUAACAACCGUAUGUGCAUCCCUUGGUGCGAAAACCUGUCUUGUUCUUUUUAGGAGUCCUGGAUGCAGUGUAUUUACUGGGAUUUUUGUAACAGCAAACAAAAGAUCAACUGAUAUACUUGAGUACAUAAGAGCAAUGAAUGGGGUUUUAACGUGCUGCUAUACAAAGCGAAUACUUUUUAGAACAAAAUCUAUGCUGAUAAAUACAAAGGGGUGUGGGUGGGAGGGAAAAAGAUCUUUCUUUUGUUCUUUCACCAUUGCUUUCCAGUGACGUUUUUUGCAUGCCAAAAGCAUCUUUUGACAAAAGGCAAAACCUUAGAACAGCUGAUUGUAAAAACAAAGAAGCAAAAUAAAUCGCUGUGCACAGAUUUCAAGCACAUCACCCCCCCGCUCCCCACCGCUGUCAAAACAGGCCCUCCUACCCUUAGGUCAUUCAAAUCGAUAUAUUUUCAUCUUGAGACUUCUAGACCUUUUCUAAUCUUAACUGUACACAGUUCUUAAAGAGUUCAGCUGUGUUCUAAACCGUUGUUACUACUUCUUUUUUUUCAAAAGGAAAAAAAAAACUGAAAGAAAAAAAUGUGCCAUUUUUUUCACUUGAAAUUCUGCAUACCUGUACAUUUUAUGUGUGGGGUGGGUUGGGGAGGGGAGAAGAGGAGAAAGAAAAAAAACAGAAAACCUGCUAAAUUCUACAUGUAUGUGUAUGUUAAGGUUUUUGGGGUUUUGUUUUUUUUUAGUGUGCAAUCUCUUCUGUAGAUAUUUGUUGACCAAAAUUGGUAUUAUUAUUAUGAUUAUUGCUUAUUAUUACUUAAAUUAAUUUAUAAAUUGUCCUUUUUGUAUGUAUGUGUAUUAUAGUGAGUUUGUAAGUAUGUGAGGUUUAUAAAUAUGACAAGACUGUCACAGAGCUGUGUGUGCCUGUAACUUAACGCCCCCCCCCUUAUUUUUAUUUAUUUUUGUACUGUGCUGAUUAAAAAUAAAAUGCACUGACCAUCCAUUACAUGAUGGUUUUCAGAGCUUUAUUUUAUAUAUAUAUAUAUAUUAAAAAACAUAUGCUGUUGUAUGAUGGCAGGAGGCGAUGAUAGACAAUGAAGACAAUUGUAAAUAACAGAGCCAUCGGAAUUUAAUUGGAUUUGCCUUGUUGAGAGCGGUUUAACGCAAGAGGCUCUUAAAUCAAGGUUAAGUCAGUAUGGUUCACGGGUUCUCUCCUGGUUGCCACGGAGGCAAUAUCCUGCAGAAACUGAGUAGGCAGAACGAAGUUCGCUGGACGACAACAUCAUGACAGAUGGUUGCUAGGAUUUUUACAAAAGAUGCUGGCCUAGGUAGACUUUGAUCUGAUUCACCAAUAG